This is a messenger RNA of Pararge aegeria (speckled wood butterfly), 1201 nucleotides long. Its product is annotated as thioredoxin domain-containing protein 17-like. The coding region runs from base 238 to 618 and encodes 126 amino acids. The transcript is spliced from 3 exons. Gene Ontology annotation, cellular component: cytosol. The record is from RefSeq and is a predicted model, not a curated record. Gene Ontology annotation, molecular function: protein-disulfide reductase [NAD(P)H] activity. Lineage: Eukaryota; Metazoa; Arthropoda; Insecta; Lepidoptera; Nymphalidae.
GUAGGACUAAGGGUUUUAGUCUGAGGCUGUAGUCGGAGUGUGAUCUUUAUUUUCACGGUUCACUUUUCAAUUUGUUAUUUUCUAAGUAAUUUUGUGGGAGUAGGAAUAGGGAAUAGUUUCAACUUGCAUGCUUUAAUUAUUUUACCUUAGUUGUUGGUCUUAAUUCGUCUAAUUACGAUAAGUGUAAUAUAAUUGAUAAUUUCUUUUUUUAUUUGUUGUUAUUGUUUCUUGGAUACAAUGGUUACAAUCGUUCAAAUAAAAGGGUUCGAUGACUUUGCAAAAUAUAUUGCGAGUAUUUCUUCUAGUAGCCCUUUAGUACUGUUUUACUUUAGCGGCUCAAAAUUGCCGAACGGCAGUAGUUGGUGUUCGGAUUGUGUUGAAGCUGAACCUGUGGUCAAAGCAUUUCUAACAGAGGUGAAGAAAGAAGCAACAUUUGUUUAUGUGGAUGUUGGAGAUAGGGAAUACUGGAAGGACAAAGCUUGUCCAUUCAGAACAGACAAUCGAACAAAGCUGAUGGUGAUUCCCACUAUAAUUAAAUGGAAGGGAGUGCAAAGGUUGGAAGGCAGCCAGUGUUCUAAUCGAGAACUAUUGCAAAUGCUAUUCGAAGAAGACGACUAGUAAAGUUUAAGUUUAAAGCUUAUUAUGAUAUGCAUAUUAAACAGUAAGAGAAAAAGAUCUUGGAAGGAACAGCAGUUUUUCAAUGUUAUUUGAUUGUGGUGCAUAAAAUUCGAAAAGGAAGGUUUCUUAUUACAAUAUGUGAGACUUUAUAUCCAAGUAAACAUAUAAUUUGUUAUCGGUUCAGCAGAUUUAAAUGCUUACAUUUUAUUUGUUAUUGUUAAAAUUUUUCAUUGGGGUGCUUAUAUAUCUUUAUAGACGCAAGAAUCUUUUAACAAUAACAAAACCAUUUCCCUAAUUAUUCGUACAAUUGAUGUGAAGUCGUUUUCAUAUUUUAUUAACACUUUUUAUUUUCGUAAUCGAUUUCAUUGAGUCUGCAUUAAUUCUGCAUAUGUUUAGUUUUAUCUUUUUCCUUUACUCAAGUUAUGAAGCUAUUAUGAAUUAAUUAUCUUGUUGCCACAUUAAAAACUUAUAUCCAAAUGUAUUUUUAAUCUCUUUGAAUGUAUGAUAGUCAUAAAAAUAUUUUAUUCUGUAAAUUUAAUCAUAAGAUGAUAACUUUUUGAAUAAAAGCCUUUGCAUUUAAUUA